This is a messenger RNA of Pollicipes pollicipes, 1730 nucleotides long. RefSeq lists its product as uncharacterized. The record is from RefSeq and is a predicted model, not a curated record. Lineage: Eukaryota; Metazoa; Arthropoda; Thecostraca; Pollicipedomorpha; Pollicipedidae. The transcript is spliced from 4 exons. The coding region runs from base 554 to 1240 and encodes 228 amino acids.
UGCACGGCAGGCGGCGCCCAGCCCGGCCUGUGCGGUCCUGCGGCGGACAGGGCCUGUUUGAGCCCGUGUCAGGAGGGUGGACGCUCGCAGCUCCGCCUCCGAGUGACCGCCGCCUGUGUGAACUCUGCGCUCGCCGUCUCCGAGUGACCGCCGCCUGUGUGAACUCUGCGCUCGCUAUCUCCGAGUGACCGCCGCCUGUGCCCUGAGCUGUGACCCGGCCCGCUUGGCGCCGGUGGUGGCAGGGUGGCGUGAGCUGUGUCUGGAGGCCCGCUCCCAGACAGGAGCGGACACGGACAGCUGAGCUCUCGUGCUACCUCCAGUGACCUGGGACCGGUGCCGGAGGGUUGGGCCGCUGUUGGGCUCCUCAGGCUUUUUGCCCUGGAGUGGACGGUGGCCAGCGCCACUGCAUUGGCCUUUGACCCGACGCUAUAGUCCGGGGUGAGGUGCGACCGGUGUCAGCGGGCCCACCUGUGAAGCACGGGCGGCACCAGUGGGCUGGAGUGACCCGUGACCAGCUCGGACCGGUCGACCCGUGACCUGAGCAGGGCCUGACAUGUCGGCGUCGAACCGGACGGAGCGGCCGCGGCCCGAGCGCAGACGUCAGCACAAGCUGCGCGCCGAGCUCAGCCAGUGCUGCUACAGGGACCCGCAGCGCGGUCUGCAGCUGUUCCUCUGCUCCCAGUUCUCCACCAACGGCACGGCCGCCCAGGUGAUCGGCGGGGCCUACUGCUGCAAGCCGUCGCGGGACCAGGCCUACUGCUGCACCAAGCAGGAGUUUAUGGAGGGCAUCGGCAAUGGCAACGAGGCCCAACCGCGCUGUGGCCGCUGGGGCGGCGGCAGGCGGUUUCAUCGGCGACAUAUGGUACCACGAGUGGCACUGACCGUAGGCUCCGUCCUGCUCCUGAUCAUCAUCGCCAUCAUCAUCUACUUCUGUUUGAAGAAGAAGCUGCUGAGCAAGAAGCGAGAGGGCCGGGUACACGGCUGGCUGGUGCCCAACGGAGGGACCAGGCCGGAGUCGAUGCUCCCAGCAGGUGCAGCAGUCACACCCAGCGGCCUCAUCACGCCAUACCAGCAGACGACCGGGGUGUACAGCCUGCCGGCCAGCAACCACCCGGUGCAGUACAUUGGCGGAUCUCAGUGUCCGCUGCGCGAGUACGGCCCGCUGCAGCCGGCCUACCCGGGCCGCCAGUUCGGCAACGUGCCGCCGGCCGCCCUGCCCGGGGUCACGGAGGUCAGGUGAAGCCCGGCCCGGGGGCGCCGCCGUCAGCUGCAGACGGCCGCGACUCGGCCACAGCUCUUCCUAUGAGCGGAGCUCGGCCGAGUUUGUCGUUUUCGAGUGCCUUAAACACAUGCCUUUGUCUUGCCAACAGCAGCGGACUCGGCGCUGUUUCGUGCGUGGCCUGUACGGUCCGCCAGAGCCUAGCUGGAUGGAUGGCAGGCAGCCGGGAAGUGCCGGAUCCCGGGCCCUCCCACACAGUUGAUACGUUACGACGAUGCGUCGAUACAGGAUAUACGUACUUGUCAAUCUCUAUAUUGCACCUGCAGUAUUUACCACCUACUGUAAAUGCACGGGCGGCCGCAAGAAAUGUGUUGUUUCAGUCGGGUUUUAUAUAUUGUGUUUGGGGAGCGUCGCGCGAAAACAGCUGGAAGAGGUGCAGGACUGAUGAAGAAGCAAUACUCAAAUAUAUUUUGAAGGAAUGUGUAACUCCUGAGCUCGCUUUUGACAUAUC